AUGCGGAGAGAAUUCCUCGCUAGUACUCGACCCUUGAUGCAAUGUCAGAUUAACAUACAGUCUGCUGAAGAUAGCCUUGCCGAUUCAUGUGAACAUGUACUAAACUGCAAGACGCUCUUGGGCGACGAUGUCGAAAUAGAAGUUGCCAAGAAGUCAGGACCAGACCCGGUGUAUGAAUUCCACAGCGAGGACGAAUUAAGAAGCGAAAUUCGGGCAUAUCGUAUCAGGCUUCGGGAGAAUUUGGCACAUUAUUUCCCACAAAAACCAAACAUGGAAUUCUUGGUUAAAUACUUUUUGCAUCCACUCCAUAAAAAUUUAGAAAUCCUGAAUUUCACAGUAGAGAAUAGAGUCAAAAUCUUUAUUGAGAUCAAACAUGAGAUCACCGAAAGUCUGGAGAAACACCUCGCAACGAAGGCGGCGGCGACAGACACAUCGUCUACGGGAUCAAGCGUGUCGACCGAGCCAUGUACACCGGUGCAGAUUAAUAGCAGCGCGAAACGAACAGCGGAAGAUCCAUGUGAUAGCGCAAUACUCGUCGAUUUCAACAAAUUAUCCCUUUUGAGCAAAAAGAGGCGACGUCUGCAAAAGAAGCAGCAGGUGGCGAUGAGCCUGCACGAAGGAUCGUCGCAUCUUGAGUCUAGUACUGCUGCAUUCCAGGUCAAGGUUAGGCGUGAGCUCAGCGCCUGGGAGGCUUUGCCGUGUCUUGAGCCUGAGGAUGUGAUUGUGCACGUGGGUAGAGAUUUGGCAACCAAAUCUGUAUCGAAGUGA
This is a messenger RNA of Sphaeroforma arctica JP610, 768 nucleotides long. RefSeq lists its product as hypothetical. The coding region runs from base 1 to 768 and encodes 255 amino acids. The record is from RefSeq and is a predicted model, not a curated record. NCBI's taxonomy places the organism in Eukaryota, Ichthyosporea, Ichthyophonida. The transcript has 2 exons.